Pezoporus flaviventris is the source of this 1141-nucleotide messenger RNA. RefSeq names its product oligodendrocyte transcription factor 3 (gene OLIG3). Gene Ontology annotation, molecular function: protein dimerization activity. NCBI's taxonomy places the organism in Eukaryota, Metazoa, Chordata, Aves, Psittaciformes, Psittacidae. The record is from RefSeq and is a predicted model, not a curated record. Bases 303 to 1076 code for a protein of 257 amino acids. The transcript has 2 exons.
UUUUGCAGCACUGUCCCCCCUUCCCGCCUGCGUCCGGCCCGGUCCGACUUUGAACGCAGCCUCCCGGGCCCACCGACGGCUGCUCCUUCCUCCCCGGAGCGCCGCCCUCCCGUCGGAGCCCCUGGGGCUGCUGCCCCUCCGCCGCCCAGAACACCGACUUGUACGCCGGCUGUCCCUGUUUGUUUAAAGGCAGUCUGCCCCGGGGGGAGGCUGGUUUCCCAGGGCGCGUUUUCUUGCGGAGGCCGCCCAAGCGAUCGCUCCUUUAAACAAAGCGGCGGUGGCCCAGAGCUUCCUCGCCAGACAUGGAUGAGAUGUACCUGAGAGACCACCACCACCACCACCACCAUCACCACCACCAGGACAGCCGCCUCAACUCCGUCUCCUCCACCCAGAACGACCUGGUGCAGAAGAUGUCCGGGGAAGGCCUCUCCAGGAACGGCUCCAAGGCAGGAGGGGAAGGCAGCAAGUACAAAAUCAAGAAACAGCUCUCGGAGCAGGACCUGCAGCAGCUGCGGCUGAAGAUCAACGGCCGGGAGCGUAAGAGGAUGCACGACCUCAACCUCGCUAUGGACGGGCUGCGGGAGGUGAUGCCCUACGCGCACGGCCCUUCUGUGAGAAAACUCUCCAAAAUCGCCACCCUCCUGCUAGCCAGAAACUAUAUCCUGAUGCUCACCAGCUCCCUGGAGGAGAUGAAGAGGCUGGUGGGGGAAAUCUACGGGGGGCACCACUCGGCCUUCCACUGUGGCACGGUGGGACACUCCGCCGGGCACCCACCCCACGCCGCUGGCCCGGUGCACCAGGUGCACCCCAUACUCGGCAGUGCCUUGUCCUCCGCCAACACCUCCUCCUCCCUUUCCGCCUCCCUGCCGGCCAUCGGCACCAUCCGGCCCCCCCACUCCUUGCUCAAGACCCCCUCGACCCCCCCCGCCCUUCAGCUCGGCAGCGGCUUCCAGCACUGGGCGGGCUUGCCGUGCCCCUGCACCAUCUGCCAGAUGCCCCCCCCGCCCCACCUCUCUGCCCUCACCGCCUCCAACAUGGCCAGGAUCUCGGGGGAGACCAAGGACCUCCUGAAGUGACUCGGCGGGGAUCCUCCGGCCACCCGGGCUGCGCUCGAGCCGGGGCUUCCACGGGCAAAGGGCGG